Annulohypoxylon truncatum is the source of this 480-nucleotide messenger RNA. RefSeq lists its product as uncharacterized. The transcript has 2 exons. Bases 1 to 480 code for a protein of 159 amino acids. The record is from RefSeq and is a predicted model, not a curated record. Lineage: Eukaryota; Fungi; Ascomycota; Sordariomycetes; Xylariales; Hypoxylaceae.
AUGGGGAACGUCCUCGGAAAACCGCAGGUCUUAUACAUCACCUACGACAACAAAAAAUGCUCUCCUAGCUCUUCCUAUCCCCAAUACUACUACUACUACUACUACUAUGACGAUGAUUACGAAUACGAGUUCGCAAGCGACGAGGCAGUCUACGAUUCCUAUGACUAUGAUUGCUGUCCGUGGUGUGGGCUCUACCCCGUGGAGCAGGAAUAUGAGGCCGAGGAGCCGAGCUGGGAGGGCGCGGUCAUAGGGAUCGUGCGGCGGAAGAGUUGCACCGACCGCAAUCACUGGGCGCUAGCCUUCCGAUCCGAUAUCGACGUAUCCCAGCUACCGCGACGGAUCAACGGGUACCGGACGCGGAUCCCCAGCCGAUGUAAGAGGACGUGCUCCUAUUGGCAACCCGUCUACAUCUUCACAGAACAGGAGUCCCCGAACGACAGUGGUUCCUUGGAGCCGAUAGAGUUCGUUACUGAGGAUUAA